Amphimedon queenslandica is the source of this 1716-nucleotide messenger RNA. Its product is annotated as collagen alpha-1(XVII) chain-like. Gene Ontology annotation, biological process: glomerular basement membrane development. The annotation marks the transcript as partial. The transcript is spliced from 4 exons. The record is from RefSeq and is a predicted model, not a curated record. Gene Ontology annotation, molecular function: extracellular matrix structural constituent conferring tensile strength. NCBI's taxonomy places the organism in Eukaryota, Metazoa, Porifera, Demospongiae, Haplosclerida, Niphatidae.
AUGUGCUGGAAAAAAUGCAACCAUGACUACUGUACUACUUGCUGGAUACCUAGACUCUUGGCAAUUCUUAGUUUCUUCACUUGCCAAUACAUCAAACCAGCACAUCUGGAGGAUGAUGGGGAAAAUGAUGCCAGAAGCUGCUCAUCCUGCUGCUGUACUUAUAAAAGAUCUUGGAAAAAUUGCUGUAUUGUGAUGCUGUAUAUUACAAUAGUACUAUCAGUAUUACUGGUUAUUCCCAUCAGUGUAUAUCCUACUGGUGCAUUCAUUGCUGGGUGGGCUACAUGUCCAUACAGAUACAGUGAAGAAUCAAGGUCAAUUUGUUUUACUAUUGCCACAAAUGAAGAUACUACUGGAGUCGAUAUCAUAUUGAGAGAAACUGAAGAUGAGUUGAUACAUGCUAAUAACACACAUCAUGUGCAAAAGUUCAUUGAUCUUACUAAGAUAGCAAUACUGUUCUCAACAUUAGCUAAUGGAGUAUCACAACUGUUCUUCAUAUGGGCACUGGUCCGUCUAUUUCUUAGACAUUACAAGUGGUCACGUGAGACAAAGUUGAGCUGGUGGAAAAAAUUCAAACUGUAUUGCUGUUGCACAAGAGAUAAACGAACUGAUGAUAAGAAAGUGAUACCAUUAGAUCCUUUUAAUGAUGAUCAUGAAAAUGAAUUUAUUGAACCUACUUCAAUUGCUGUUGUGUAUCAGCAUAAACUUGAACAAGUUAUAAUAUUAGAAGACCCUCAGGUGGAACCAGGGUCUCAGGUGGAACCAGAAUCUCAGGCGGAACCAGAAUCUCAGGCGGAACCAGAAUCUCAGGCAGAACCAGGACAUCAGGUGGAACCAAAGACUCAAGUGGAACCAGGGCUUCAAGCAGAACCAGGGCCUCAGGAGGAACCAGGACCUCAAACAAAACUAGGGCCUCAGGCGGAACCAGGGCCUCAAGCAAAACCAGGACCUCAGGUGGAACCAGGACCUCAAACGGAACUAGGGCCUCAGGUGGAACCAGGACCUCAAGCAGAACCAGGGCCUCAGGCGGAACCAGGACCUCAGGUGGAACCAGGGCCUCAAGCAGAACCAGGGCCUCAAGCAGAACCAGGACCUCAGGUGGAGCCAGGGCCUCAAGCAGAACCAGGGCCUCAGGCGGAACCAGGGUCUCAGGUGGAACCAGGACCUCAUGCAGAACCAGGGCCUCAGGCGGAACCAGGACCUCAGGUGGAACUAGGGCCUCAAGCAGAACCAGGGCCUCAAGCAGAACCAGGACCUCAGGUGGAGCCAGGGCCUCAAGCAGAACCAGGGCCUCAGGCGGAACCAGGGUCUCAGGUGGAACCAGGACCUCAUGCAGAACCAGGGCCUCAGGCGGAUCAACAAGAAAAUAAAAACUUUUUCUCCCAACAAGACACCAGUACCAGUACAUUACUUCAAAGUGAGAGAUUAUGCCAUUACAACACAUGGUUUGCUAUUGGGUUGUUUAUGAUUGUGGCAAUCAGUAUUUUCUUUCUUUCUAUUCAAUAUCAUUUCAAUGAAAUAACAAUUAAUUGGCUGGAAUUUGUUGCUACUUCCUGUUAUGCAUUGUCGUUAUUUCGUACUAUUGUCAGUUGCUUUAUAUUCUCAAAGUUGAUGUACGCUAUACAGAGAAAAUGUGAAGAAAUAGAAAUGUAUGUAUAUUACACUAAUGACAACAUCAAUGAGACUAAUGACAAAAUAAAGAAAUACAUAGAAACGAUA